Messenger RNA from Quercus lobata, 1090 nucleotides. Its product is annotated as ureide permease 2-like. The coding region runs from base 93 to 1052 and encodes 319 amino acids. Gene Ontology annotation, biological process: nitrogen compound transport. Lineage: Eukaryota; Viridiplantae; Streptophyta; Magnoliopsida; Fagales; Fagaceae. Gene Ontology annotation, molecular function: allantoin:proton symporter activity; uracil:monoatomic cation symporter activity. The transcript has 7 exons. Gene Ontology annotation, cellular component: membrane. The record is from RefSeq and is a predicted model, not a curated record.
UUUCAUUUACUUCUUUGCAGGAUUUUUCUGGUAUAUCGCCCUUGCUUAAUUUAUUACCUCAAAGUCAGAGGAUUAUCUCCUGGAGUUUAAAAAUGUAUGUGGUGGAGAGCAAAGGAGGUGCCAUUGUGUGCAUGUUGCUUGCCUUGUUAUUCUUGGGCACAUGGCCUGCUGUUAUGACUCUCCUAGAAAGGCGAGGUCGUCUUCCUCAACAUACUUAUCUUGACUACUCGAUCACUAAUCUCUUGGCUGCUGUCAUUAUUGCUUUGACAUUUGGGGAGAUAGGCAAGGGCACGCCUACUGCACCAAAUUUUUUUACUCAACUUUCUCAGGAUAACUGGCCCUCUGUUUUAUUUGCAAUGGCGGGUGGGGUGGUGCUCAGCGUUGGUAAUCUGUCUACACAGUAUAGUUGGGCUUUAGUUGGUUUAUCAGUGACAGAAGUGAUUUCUUCAAGCUUAACUGUUGUUAUAGGCACAACCAUGAAUUACUUUUUAGAUGAUAAAAUCAAUAGAGCUGAUAUUCUUUUCCCUGGUGUUGGUUGCUUCUUGAUUGCGGUUUGUCUUGGCUCUUUUGUUCAUGCAUCCAAUGCAGCUGACAAUAAGGAAAAGCUCAAAAGUUUGUCCACUGAAGGUACAGGUUUUUCCACUUCUAAAGAAACACUUACAAAUGAUGUAGUUAGAGAGAGUGAUGUCGAAAAUGGAAGCAGUUCUGCAGACAAGGCCAGAGCUGGAACUGCAGGUUUCCUCAUAGAACUUGAGAACAGAAGAUCAAUUAAGGCUUACUUGUCAGACUGGAAUGGCCGAGGCUGGGCCUUUUUGGCUGGGUUCUUGUGUGGGUUUGGAAAUGGUCUUCAAUUUAUGGGAGGUGAAGCAGCAGGAUAUGCAGCAGCAGAUGCUGUUCAGGCACUUCCACUUGUGAGCACCUUUUGGGGCAUUCUUAUCUUUGGAGAGUAUCGGAGAUCAUCACGAAAAACGUAUAUACUUCUUGUCAGCAUGUUGUUUAUGUUUGUUGUAGCUGUUGGAGUUCUUAUGGCAUCAUCAGGGCAUAGAAAAUAAGUUUGCAGUUGGGGAAGUCAUUGUCUGGAAAUUGUAUA